AUGUCAGACGGCGACGAGGUCUACGUCAGCGACGCUGCUGUCGCCCUUCCGCCUGCCACGGCGCUGAAAGACGCCGCUGACGAGAAGAAGUUGUUCAAAAUCGACUCCGCCUACCGCCCCAUUGGCUACCGCGACAGUCCUCUGAAAAAUCUCUGGAACGACGCCUUGCUUGUGCUUGCCGAGCUGCCAUGGCUGCCAUUUGUGCUCUUGCCUGCGCGGUCACUGCUUCUAGACAUGACGUGGCGUGGUAUCUUGUAUCAAAUUGUCGCGACGACAGUCAGCAUUAUUGUGCUCCCUUUCAUUCUGCUGUCCUUCCUGUACGGACUGCCAUGGCCAGUCAUCACCACUGCUACCCUCUUGGCUACUUUCAAGCUCUGCGACAUCGUUCAAGGUAGCAAGAACAUCAUUAAGCCCACCAAACAUCAGCUCGAGAAAGCUGAUGGCAAGUACGGUGGUGAACGAUGGUUCUUUGUCAAUGGUGUGGCGACUUCGCCUACUGGAAAUCGCAAGGUGUGCGACAAGCUCUACAAGAUCUUCAAACGCCCUGUCUAUGGCAUUUCUAAUCGCAGCAACGGAGUGCUCUUUGACUUGAUUGAGUGUCUGCUCCAGAGAGACCUGCGUUGGCCCACGCGUGACGAGCGUGUGGGAUACAAUGCUCUUGCGACCUGGCUGGGCAACGAGAACAUCAAACGCAUAGUUCUGAUCGGACAUUCGCAAGGAGGUAUUCUCUGUUCUAAUUGGGCAGAUCAACUCCUUUCCGACUUUGAUCGCGACACGCUCUCAAAGCUCGAAAUCUACACGUUUGCAGCAGCUGCGAAUCACUUCCCAAAUCCACUUCAAGGUGACACUGGUGCGUUUGGACACCUGGAACACUUUGCGAACGAAGGAGACAUGGUGGCAAGAAUUGGUGUGCUUGCCUUCCGUAGCGAACAGGCGGACCGUUUGCCUCGGGACGGCAAAGCCCGCUAUUCACUGUCCAGCGCCUUCCGAGCUCUCUUCGCCACGCGGGUCGCCGCAAGCCGGAUCAAAGGGAACAAGCACAAAGGCGAGCCCGAGAAGAAGAUUGCGACGAGAUUUGCUGGAAAGUUGUUCGUGCGCAAGAAUCGUACGGGUCAUCUGAUGGCUGCCCACUACCUAUUUGAUGGCGACUCUAUCCUGGAUUUGGACACGGUCCAACAGCAAAGCCAGCUCGCCAAGUACAAAGGAGGGAAGCUAGCUUUGCGUCUAGUGGAAGACCAGACCUCGUCGAGUGCAGCACUGAAGUGAGAGCAUGUCAGUCACUCAACAACUCGUUUUAAAGAUCGAUAAAGAUCGACCAUUGCCGUCCCGCUGUCCGCAAUCCUCUUCCGAGAUAUGCCCAGAAAUUGUGUCGUCGUCGACCAUCCCCCCUCUGCAAGUCAGGAUGCCGUUGUCUCCCGUACAUUCUAAAAUGACCACUUGGUUCGCUCUGUCCGCCUUUCGCGACUCAUCAGGUGCAGGGCUAAGUAGAGCGAUAGCCGUCAUGCUUAUGGAGCUUGGAGCGCAGUGCACAAUCAAGUGGCACGCUGACGGCACUGCCAGCUAGCGCCUACGGUAUGAUGGGACAAAGCCGGCACAUGGUUCACCGCAGAAUGCUCACGUACAAGUAUGUGGUGCAUGGCGCAGUCGCAGCGGUGCUUGUUUUGUGAUCUGUCUUGUCUCGUACG
Molecule: messenger RNA, 1685 nt
Organism: Ceraceosorus guamensis
Lineage: Eukaryota; Fungi; Basidiomycota; Exobasidiomycetes; Ceraceosorales; Ceraceosoraceae
Exons: 9
Coding region: 1-1266 (421 amino acids)
Source: RefSeq, a predicted model, not a curated record